Messenger RNA from Tupaia belangeri chinensis (Chinese tree shrew), 1105 nucleotides. RefSeq names its product trafficking protein particle complex subunit 5 (gene TRAPPC5). Gene Ontology annotation, cellular component: TRAPPII protein complex; TRAPPI protein complex; TRAPPIII protein complex. Lineage: Eukaryota; Metazoa; Chordata; Mammalia; Scandentia; Tupaiidae. Gene Ontology annotation, biological process: endoplasmic reticulum to Golgi vesicle-mediated transport. The record is from RefSeq and is a predicted model, not a curated record.
AGAGCUGGGAGGGUCCCAACGCCUUCUCCGGGCCCGUCUCUCUCCGGUCUUCAGAACCCAGGCCCAUCCGCCGCUCAACGGCAGGCUGCCUGCGCGACAGAUCUGCCCUCGAGCGUGUGGGGUUGGGAGUCCCCCCGCGCCACCUCCUGGCUUGCACGACGGAUUUCACCUGUUGCCCGAGACCCCAACCUUCCUGGGCUUUGUCGUGACGCACCCCCUCCCCCUUUACUCUGGUUUUCCGCAGGGGAGGGGGCAGGAAAGUACCUGAGCGCGGCGGCGGCAUGGAGGCGCGCUUCACGCGCGGGAAGUCGGCGCUGCUGGAGCGCGCGCUGGUGCGGCCGCGCACGGAGGUGAGCCUGAGCGCCUUCGCGCUGCUCUUCUCGGAGCUGGUGCAGCACUGCCAGAACCGCGUGUUCGAGACCAAGGUGCGGGGCGCGCUGCUGUUCGUCAAGGGCGCGGUGUGGAAGGCGCUGUUCGGCAAGGAGGCCGACAAGCUGGAGCAGGCCAACGACGACGCGCGCACCUUCUACAUCAUCGAGCGCGAGCCGCUCAUCAACACCUACAUCUCCGUGCCCAAGGAGAACAGCACGCUCAACUGCGCCAGCUUCACGGCGGGCAUCGUGGAGGCGGUGCUCACGCACAGCGGCUUCCCGGCCAAGGUCACGGCGCACUGGCACAAGGGCACCACCCUCAUGAUCAAGUUCGAGGAGGCCGUCAUCGCCCGAGACCGCGCCCUGGAGGGCCGCUGACCUCGCAGGGGAGGAAGUCUGCAGAGAGCCCCCUUCCCGAGCGUGGUGUGUGUGCGUGCGUGCUCCACACCCACCUUGACCCAGGUCCCUGCCCCAGCUUGGUGAGGGACACCAAGGCCCUAACGCAUUUAUAGUAAGUGGAGAGUGGGGACCGGCAUGGCCCGAGUUGGAUUCUAGGGGGUGCUCUCCUGAGGUCGGAGGAGGAGGCCUGAAGCUGAUGGCUAUCUGGGAUCUGCAGACUGGAGAGGUGGGGAACGGGAGUUCCGGGUGGAGGGAUCGGGCCAAGAUCCACUCGCCUUGAGCAGGAGUAGGCAAACUUUGUACAGAGAACCAGACAGUAAAUAGUCCAUGCUCCA